Molecule: messenger RNA, 3023 nt
Organism: Triticum dicoccoides
Lineage: Eukaryota; Viridiplantae; Streptophyta; Magnoliopsida; Poales; Poaceae
Product: replication protein A 70 kDa DNA-binding subunit C-like
Exons: 18
Coding region: 1028-2632 (534 amino acids)
Source: RefSeq, a predicted model, not a curated record
AACCUUUCCCCAUCCCGCACGGGCGGCCGGCCCACUGCCCCCAAAUCUGCAGCGCCCCUCCUCCUCCCUUUGGUCUCCUCGCUGAGCCCAUGGCCGCCUCGCCUCACCACCGGACCGCCGCCCGUCCGGCGCGCUUCCUCCUCUCCUCUCCUCCCUCCCAUCCACUCCUCUUCUGGAGCUGCGCCCACCCAUGCCUCCGCCGCGGGCGCACGAAGAGCGCCGGCUGUCCGCCGCGUCGGCCGCCCCACCAAAUCUGAAGUGCUCCUCCACCGGAGCGGCGCCCGUCCGGCCUCCUCUCGCUCCUCCGGGCACAUCCUCCCGCUCCCUCCUCCGGGCACCUCCUCCCGCUUCGCCCAGGGCGCCCACGGCCAUACAUGUGCCAUCCACCCUGCCCACCAGCCAUGCCUCCGCCGCGCCAUAGGCAGAGCGCCGGCGCCGCGCUACCUCCUCUCCCUCCUUCCGCUGCGCCCACGACCCCCACGCAUCCAGUGUGGCGAACAUGCCCGUCGCCACCCCUGUACGCCUCCUCUGCCGCCGCCAGGCUGACUCCCGGCCCCACCUUGAAGCCGCCGCCGCUGCACACCACGCGCUGCUCUCCUCGCUCGCGUAUCGCCCCGCCUCACGGCACACUUUCCUCAGCUCCGUGCGUGUAGGCGCAGUUGGGACGCGGGUUGCCCGCCAUGGUCACCGUCCACUCUGUACACUCUGCUCCGCGGCGAGUCGAUGAUGAGGAGCCCGAUUCAAAGGUGAGGAGAAACUGAUGGUUUCCUCUUUAAAUUCGGUGCUCCACCUGAACUCACUUUGUAACAAUCGUGGUGGGCUUCUCCCAUACCACUCAUACCCGUACCACUGGUACUGGACGAAUUGGACGCCAGGGCCCCCAUCUUGGUUGUUCUUCCCCAGCUGCAUACGGAAGAGCCUGGAAUUUACGGCACCUAUAGGUGUAAUUUGGACACCGGGGUAGUGAUCUUGGUUGUUCUACGGUCGCUACAUAGCCAGACAUCCAAUCCUAGAGGAUAUCUGAGAUAUGGAGUCAAGUACAGCACUUAAAAGCAUCACUUCAGGACAGCAAAACUGUAGGGUCUUUGCACGCCUGAUAAGGCUUUGGGAUGCUAAAAUAAUUAAUCCCAGAUAUGGAGAUGGCUUGCUAAGCAUUGAUGGCAUUCUCUUAGAUGAAGAUGGCAACAUGGCACAGAUGAGUGUGCCCAAAAAAUAUGAAAAACAGUUUCGUGGAUUGCUAUCAGAAGGAUCUGUCUACAUUAUUUCAGAUAUUGUGGCUAUUGAUAACAAAAGCAAAUCAUAUGUCUACCACCAUCAGAACUACAUGUUGCAAUUCAAACAUGACACAAAGGUCCAUGCAUUGCACUCAAGAGGAGCAAAUAUACCUACUGUUUCCUUCAACUUUUGUCCAUUUGAUCAGCUGCCAAGAAAAGCAAUUGAUUCAAAACCACUCCUAGAUAUUAUUGGAGUAAUAAGUGAUGUUAGUCCAUACGAUUAUGCUACCCCAACAUCUCAGAACAAACUUCGGAAGAUAAAAAUCCGAAACCUAGAUGAACAAACGCAAGAAGUAGUUCUAUGGGGCAAACAUGGAGAAUCAUUUGAUGAAGAAGCAAUACUUAAAAAAUCUCUAGAAGGAAUUGUGAUAGCUAUUUUUGCUGGUAUAACUGCAACUUCACAGAAGUUUACAGGUACAAUACAAGGAUCUUCAAGUUCGGCAACACAGGUGUAUCUUGACCUCAAUAUACCUGAAGUUCAACACUAUCGCAGCAGCUACCAAUGGAAAUUUCCAACUCUACAAAAGAAUCUCCCUAAAGUCGCACAUCUAUCUCCACUUGAAGCAGCAGGCAAGCUGUAUACCAUUGAACAAAUAUCUACCUUGCCAACCACAUCUUUUCAGGGAGGAGCAACAUUCAGUACUAUUGCAAAGGUGACAUCCAUUAUACCAUCAGUCAAAUGGUACUACAAAGCAUGCAAGCGGUGUGGAAAAGAUUACAACAACAUGUCAGAUACCCCAACAUGCGCCUGCCAAUUUCCUGUUCCAUGCCCAAUGUAUAAGCUCCCCCUUACACUAACAGAUAGCUCAACAAGUUUAGAUGCAGUUGCAUUUAAUAAAGUAGCUGAAGACUUGGUUGAGCGUCAUGUUGAGCAAGUUUCUAUGAACAUGAAAAUAGAUGCUGUGGAUCAGGUGCUUUCCCUGGAUAAAGCCAUUGGUAAAGAAAGGUUAUUCUAUAUAGGAAUGAAUAUUGAUUCAACUGCCAAGUACCCUAUAAAAUGUCCUGAAAAAACUUUCCCCGUGGACAAUACCAAAUCGGUUCCUCUAUUAACUGCUUCAAAGCUUUUUCAGUCAGCACAAGAUAACCUUGCACCAACUUCAUCUGUCAUAAAUGCUGAGAGUCCAAGUGCACAGCAGCCAGAGGCCCCCUUGAACAAUACACCUCCAAGUGAUAACCGCACACCUAUCAUUACAAAGGAAAGUGAAUCCAGUUCCGAAGUAAAAAGAAGGAUUGAUUUUGACAAGGAUGAUGCCAACAACUCUAACAGCUCAAAAAGCACAGAUAGUCCUCUUUCGAAAAGGCAAAAGCAGAGUGAGAACAAUAAAAAUGCAGCAAACAACUAUGAAAAGACAGACUAAAAUGAAAGUGCAUACAAAGGCAACUUCCACAAUACUCAUACAAGCAGCUUCCACAAUGCUCAUACAGCCAACUUCCACAGUGCUCCAAAAGACAAAUAAUCAAGAAUGUUCAACUUCCACAGCGCUUUGACACUGCCAGCCGACAACAAUAUUUUUUUUUAUUGCUCAACUUCUAUUGUGACCGAGAAUGUUCUCAUACCCAUUACCUUUAUAUUGUAACCGAGAUGUCUACUCGUGCGUACUUUUGGUUUCAUGCAAGCGACUUCAAAGUUUUCUGGCAAUAUUUGCAAUUUUGUGCUUACCAACAAUGGAUACACUCCUAUAAAUGGGCCAUAAUAUUUUUUUUGUAAACUGUACAAUCGUGCAUGCAUGUAAAAUAUUUAUUCCUACA